UUGGUUGCUUUGGGUGUGGUGUCAUGUGAGUAACCUUCUGAGUGUAGGGCUUCCUUCCUCAUCGCUUCUAUAGAGUAGAACACAUCUGCAUUACCAGCACACACGGGGGAUGGCUGUCCACACACCGCAUCACUACCAACAGCAUCUCUGCACCAGUGGGUUGUGAGACAGCAGAGCUCCAGUGGAGAGAGUGUGUUAGUCUGAGCCCACGUCAGUUCUACACUCACCCAAGUCCUGCCUUGUCCAGCCCAACCCAGCCAUUUUCUGACUUGCCAAGCCCUUUCCAACGCAGCUAUGGAUGCCCUGUCCUCCCUGAGCUCCUCAACCUCCUGCUCUCAUCUGUACCUCUGGGCCAGCAACACCACCAACAGCAGCGCUAUUAACAUUGAUGUGAUCCUGGAGCACUACAACCACACAGGGCGCCUGCAGCACCGCGUGCCCCGCCAGGGUGGCCUGAGCUUGGCAGCGGCCCUCUCUCUCUUCAUCAGCGUCCUCAUCAUCCUGGAGAACCUGCUGGUCCUGGUGGCCGUGCUCUCCCGGAUACUCCACAGCCGCCGCUGGGUCUACGUGUGCAUCGCCAACAUCACCCUGAGCGACCUGCUGGCCGGGGCGGCCUACGUGGUCAACAUCUGGAUGUCGGGCAGCCAGACGUUCAGACUGAGCCCGGCUCUGUGGCUGUUCAGGGAGGGGGUACUGUUCGUUGCCCUCGCCGCCUCCAUCUUCAGCCUGCUGCUGAUAGCUGUGGAGCGCUACACCACCAUGAUGAAGCCGCUGCACCAGAAGUCGGCCAGGAAGACGUAUCGUAUCUACGGCCUGGUGGCGUUGUGCUGGAUCGUGGCCUUCGCCAUCGGCUUCCUCCCCCUGCUGGGCUGGAACUGCGUGUGCAGCCUGGAGAGCUGCUCCACCCUGCUGCCGCUCUACUCCAAGAGCUACAUCCUCUUCUCCCUGCUCAUCUUCUCCCUCAUCCUGCUGGCCAUCGGCGUGCUCUAUGGCGCCAUCUACUGCCACGUGCGCAGCAGCUCCAAGGUGGGCUCCCAGCGCAGCCGCAAGCGCUCCCUGGGGCUGCUGAAGACAGUCAUCUCCAUUGUGGGUGUGUUCAUCAUAUGCUGGGGGCCUCUGUUCAUCCUGCUGCUGGUGGACUUCUUCUGUGUGUCGCGGCAGUGCGCACCGCUCUUCAGCGCCGACUGGGUCAUCGCCCUGGCCGUGAUCAACUCGGCCCUGAACCCAGUCAUCUACACCCUGGGCAGCACAGAGCUGAGGAAGGCCAUCGCAGGCCUGUUGUGCUGCUGCUGCCUCAGGGCAGGCCUCUGUCACCCUGACACCUUUGUGUCCAAGGAGACCAGCAGCACUGGGAGCAUCAGGCACAGCAGCCUGAGGAACAGUUUCAAUAAGAUCAGGAGUCUCAGUGUCAGCCCCCCGCCUGCACCCAAGGCCCCCAAGAAGAGCCGCCGCCUGAGUUCCACCACCACCUGCCUGUCUGUGUCGAGCGGUUAGACCACAACGGGCUGCCUGGGGCAGGCGUAGCUGUGUGUGUGUUUGAGAGAGCGUGUGUCAGUGGAGGCUCCUCAGAGGAGGAAGGGGAGGACCGUCCUACUCAGGGAGUUUCAUAAAAGAAAAAAUAUUAAAAAUACAAAUAUUAAUUAUUAAUUUGUAGCAAAUUGCAAUUAAAGCCAGACUAAGUCAAUGGCACAGAUGGAACUAUCCAAGUAGAAGAUCUCCAUCAAAAAUUGAAGUUAGGCCUCCCAGGUCUAAGGCACUGCAUCGCAGUGCUAGCUGUGCCACCAGAGACUCUGGGUUCGAGCACAGGCUCUGCCGCGACCGGGAGGCUCAUGGGGCGACGCACAAUUGUCCUAACGUCGUCCGGGUUAGGGAGGGUUUGGCCGGCAGGGAUAUCCUUGUCUCAUCGCGCACUAGUGACUCCUGUGGCGGGCCGGGCGCAGUGCACGCUGACCAGGUCGCCAGGUGUACGGUGUUUCCUCCGACACAUUGGUGCGGCUGGCUUCCGGGUUUGAUGUGCAUUGUGUCCAGAAGCAGUGCGGCUUGGUUGGGUUGUGGUUCGGAGGACGGAUGGCUCUUGGCCUUCGCCUCCCCCGAAUCCGUACAGGAGUUGCAGCGAUGAGACAACUACUACCAAUUGGGGAGAAAAAGGGGGUCAAAAAAUAAAUAAAUAUAAUAAAACAUUCUUUUUUUUAAAUCAAAGUUAAAGAAUAUGACUAAAUCUAAUCAAACUUUAAAUGCAAUUUAAAUAAAGUUGCAAAUGCUAUAUAGGCCUAAAUAGUAUAAUUGAUGAUAUAUGACUUAUGUGUGGUUACAUUUCAUUUGCUCUGUUAAACCUACCCUUUGGAACUACUUUGAUAGCAACAGUGAAUAUAUUUAGUUAUUGAGAGGUCUCUGAAUAAAUCACUCACGAUAGCGCAUUGGUAGUAGGUAAUAUAAAAACUAAGCUGGGCUUGGUUAAACCCUGUAUUGGAGACCAAAUUAAUAGUUGUAGAUGAACUCUCCAAUAGGAGGUGCUGCCCAGACACGUUUUUUUUUCCUGAUAUUGGACAUUACGUUGGAGAUCUGACGUUGUUUCAAAAAGGUACACAUUCAAUUUACUCUAUUUUAAAGAAGGGUUGUCUGUUGAAAAUUGGUUACCAUGAUGACAUAAUCCUGUGGUUGAAAUUUCACCCUCAAAACAAAUGUUGAUUACUUUUUUUCAAAUCCAAUGUAUUUUCCACAUAACAUAUACAUUGACUAAUUACACUUAGACAAUGUUGAUUCAACCAGUUUGUGCCCAGUGGCUCAAGGUGGGUAUAGGGCAAAUUCUAGUAUCAUGUAGUAGCCUAAACCUAUCUAUGUUACAUUGAGCUGGAUGAAUGGAAUAUGAAAUGACAGUCAUCCAAUACGCUGAAAUAGAAAUAAGGCCAUGCUCAUAAGAAAAAGAUUGUCUUCCCAAAUCUGAAAGGGCACUAACCGCCGCUGGGUGUGUGUGUGUGUGUGUGUGUGUGUGUGUGUGUGUGUGUGUGUGUGUGUGUGUGUGUGUGUGUGUGUUACCACAGAGAAUGCAGUUCCUCCAUUAUCUAGCUCCACCCAAAUGUGGCCUUGAUACAACCAGGUCUAACGUUUUCUCUGUUGUUGGUUUUGUUCAUUUUCUUCAUUUUCAUCAGCCCAGGACCUGCUACACUGAUAAAAGAGCUUCUUUGUGGUUCUCUGUUACUGUAGCAACACCAAUCUGUUUCAUGUUAUGCGUUCCAAAAAAAAAGUUUAAAAGGGAGUUCAAACUCGUUCAAGAUUUAUAAUAAAAGAUGCACUAUGGAAGCUGCUUUUGUUUUACUGUUUCAGCCUUAAAACAGAUACUCUUUAACUGUGAAGAUGGGUUUCAUUGAAAGGGGUGCUUUCUUAUUGUACCACUUAAAUAGAACUGAAUUAAAAACAAAGAAAUAUAUGUAUAUAUAUUUAGAAAAUGCUAUAUUAUUUAUACAUACACUGAGUGGACAAAACAUUAAGGACAUCUGCUCUUUCCAUGACAUAAACUGACCAGGUGAAUCCAAGUGAAAGCUAUGAUCCCUUAUUGAUGUCACUUGUUAAAUCCACUUAAAAUCGGUGUGUAUAUGAAGGGGAGGAGACAGGUUAAAGAAGGAUUUUUAUGCAACUCAAUAUUUGGAAGGUGUCUUUAAUGUUUUGUACAUUGUACAGAAUGGUAGUUGAAUACAUUUUUUCAAUUGGUUAAACAUUUAUUUUGUUCAAUAUUGUUUUUAAGAGUAUACAUUUGUUGAACGCAUUACUAUUGCUGUUAUUCUGAAAGAGGAUUAUAUCUGUUAUUUUGUACAUGGAAAAGUAUAAAUAAAUAUUUUAACAGAA
Molecule: messenger RNA, 3843 nt
Organism: Salmo salar (Atlantic salmon)
Lineage: Eukaryota; Metazoa; Chordata; Actinopteri; Salmoniformes; Salmonidae
Product: sphingosine 1-phosphate receptor 4
Biological process (GO): G protein-coupled receptor signaling pathway
Cellular component (GO): membrane
Molecular function (GO): sphingosine-1-phosphate receptor activity
Source: RefSeq, a predicted model, not a curated record